AUGAGUGGUACAAAAAUUAAUGUUUCUAUUUAUGCAAGUGAUGAAAAUAUGUUUGGAUAUCACACAUACUGGCAUGCAGAAAUGAGUAGGGAGGUGAUGUUGAUUGCUCAUGGUUCAGGGGAAGUGGGUAUCUUUGAUCAGAGAGAAGGGAAGUUAUCUUACAUGUACAAGUGUCAUUAUGGGACAGUGAGAACAGUACAAUGCCACCCAACAGUUGAAUAUUAUUUUGCCACAGGAUCAGGACAUGGGGAAGCACGAAUAUGGGACAUAAGAGAUAGUCAGAAAUUGACACCUGAGCCAGUUGUUGAUCUGAGACAUCCAAAAAUUUUGACAGGAUGCUUCUUCUCGCCAGCUGGAAAUUACUUGAUAACUACAUGUACCAAUGGCAGGCUUACAGUGUAUGACACAAGGAGUUUCAGAUCUCAGAUCCCAAAAGCUGUACUGAAUGCUCAUCACAGAAAAGGGCUUACAAAAGCGAAAUGGUAUCCCUUAUGUGAAGAUGUAUUUGUUGUUGGCAAACCAUCUCCUUAUAGACGAGCACUUAUGUAUGAUAUUCAUGGACAUUUAGUGCAUCAAUUCAUGGACCCAGAAAUCCAGGGAGCUCUUUAUGUAUGUGAAUUCCAUCCAACUCAGCUGGCUUUUGUUGGUGGCAGCACUUUUGGCAGAAUAUAUGCUUUUUUGAUUACGUCAUUCCCACACAACUCCCCACUGCUUAAAGUGUGGAGCACUGGGGGUAAAGAGGAUGUUGAAUUUGAUCUUGUGGCCAGCCUAUAUGUGUACAUCAACUGUAGGUGUGAUGGACAUGUAACUGAAGUAGGUGACACAGCUGGUUUCUUAGAGUGGAGAUUGGAAGCACUGCAAUUGCACUAUAAAUGUCAUGAUGACCAAUUCAGUGUUCACAAUGCACAGUUCAUACAGGUAAAGAGACUCACACCCCUUCAUUAA
This is a messenger RNA of Schistocerca gregaria, 945 nucleotides long. RefSeq lists its product as uncharacterized. Gene Ontology annotation, molecular function: protein binding; DNA binding. The coding region runs from base 1 to 945 and encodes 314 amino acids. NCBI's taxonomy places the organism in Eukaryota, Metazoa, Arthropoda, Insecta, Orthoptera, Acrididae. The record is from RefSeq and is a predicted model, not a curated record. Gene Ontology annotation, cellular component: nucleus. The transcript is spliced from 8 exons. Gene Ontology annotation, biological process: regulation of DNA damage checkpoint.